Zerene cesonia (dogface butterfly) is the source of this 2356-nucleotide messenger RNA. RefSeq lists its product as uncharacterized. The transcript has 6 exons. The record is from RefSeq and is a predicted model, not a curated record. The coding region runs from base 402 to 1343 and encodes 313 amino acids. NCBI's taxonomy places the organism in Eukaryota, Metazoa, Arthropoda, Insecta, Lepidoptera, Pieridae. Gene Ontology annotation, molecular function: transcription coactivator binding. Gene Ontology annotation, biological process: negative regulation of DNA-templated transcription.
CAUACGCGACUAUUUCGUCAACAGAAUCGUGGCGCGAUAGUUGGAUUUUAUAAAAUAAUAAACAAAUAACAACAGUGUGUUUUAAAGAUUAUGGAUUGAAACUACAGACCAAAGUGAAACACGUUAAUUAAUAACAAAGAACGAGACGUAUUUUAUUUGAAUUGCUUAAGCUUACGGGAUUAUUUUGCAAAUCGUUUCUUAUUGAUUUUUGUUCUUUACCGGUCUUUUAUUUAAGUAUUAUUAAGUUUUACUUGAUAACAUAUUAUGAAAAUAAACAUUUUAAGACUAUUCCUUUCCAAAUUUGUGAUUAUAGCGAGUUUAUAAAUACUUUCGUACCUAGUGAUAAACAAACAAAACUUUGAUCGUGUGCUGUGUACAUCGUGAGAAAAUUUUAUCUAAAAAUGGAGAAGGUGGAAUCGGCUCUUGACGUGUUAUCACGUGCCGCAACUAUGGUGCAACCGUGCCCCGCAUACCCUGCGAGUGAUUCAGACGGUUUCGAGACACCAAGCACAGCGUCGAGCGGUGAGUCUGAAGGGGACAGGACCCUCUCGCCGGAGACACCGAGGAGUCAAGCUAAGGAGCUCACCGGCAAGUGGCGCAGGGAACGGCGCACGCGCUUACCUGAGUAUAGACCUAGCGAAAAUUGCAAGAUGGCGCUGCGGUCCCAGUCGUUCAACGAAAAGCGUAGCGCGCCGGCCGUCGCGCGCGCGCACACGCACAGCGAUGGCGAGUUCUCUGACGAAGCGGACGAGACGGCAAAUCUAGCACUCAAUGGGAAAGCGCCGCCGGAGUACCCGGGACGGGGCGAAGCGCCCAUCGACAUGCGGCUCCGCACGCGGCCCGCGCCGCCGCCCUACUCGCGCCCCAGCGUCAUAAAGACUAGCGACCCGCCGCCUGAUUCCCUCUCAAUGUGCGACACAGUCAUCGAGGAGCACUUCAGGCGUUCCCUCGGCGACAAUUACAUGAAUCUCUUCAAGAAGAACACGGAAGCGGUCCAGCCGGGCCCCAAGCCGAACACUAAGGACAGGGCCAGCAGCCCGAUACUAUUCAAAACCGAGGAGCCGCCCAAACCAACGAAAAUCAUCGCCAUGGAAGUGGACGACCCGAGCCUCUCAGUAGACGACCAUUUCGCCAAAGCCCUCGGUGACACGUGGAAGAAAAUACAAACCUCCAGAUUAAAAGACAAUGACAAAGCGCAAACAUCGACGAAGGGCGUCGACGAUCACUUCACGAAAGCGCUCGGCGACACUUGGAAGAAAAUCUCGACGAAACACAACUUGGAACAGGAGAAGCCCAAAGAUCAAACGGCGAAAAUUAUCACAAGGAGCGGUGUAGUCAUAUAAAUGUAAUUGAGCAUUGGGUGGUUCGUUUUAUUGCCUUGUAAAAUUUACGAGGCGUUUUCAAGAGUCCGACCGGAGCGUCGGUAAAGUGGCGCUCGCUUGUGGCGCCAUCUGGUUUAAGUGGCGUUAAUCUAUCCAUGACAGUUCUGUUACCUAUUUCUUGUAAGUUUGUUGUAAUUUGUGAUUAAAUUGUUUUGACUGAUUUAAAUUACAAUUUAAAUGGACUUGAUGUUUCCACAUUAUUGGAUCAAGAAUAUAAAUAAUUAUUAUUUGAUUCGAUUAAGUCUUAAAGAAUUAGUACUAAAUUGUACUCAUUGUCUUCAAACAUGAAUGUAUUUGAAAAUAAUUAACCUUUUACGUUUCGAUAUAUAAAUGAAAUGGUAAAUAUUAUCUUCACAAACGAUAUCUUUCAAUUCAUUUUGUAAUAUAAAAUUUUCAUCCAUUUUCUCUAUUUUCUGUACUUGUUUUUCACAAUUUUUUUCACGUUAUUUAUACGUCAAGUUAUAAAAUACGAUUUAAAUCGCUUAAAACGAUUUGAUAAUUCUAAAAACUCGUCGGUUAGGGGUCGCUAUGUUGUAGUCAAUUUUUAGUCACCAUUUACACGUUGUAAAAUAUUACCUCAAUAUAUGCGCUUUGCACAAUUCACGUAGGUUAACUGUAUUUUAAGUGUUGUAAAUAAUAUAAUAAUAAAAAUUAAAUGUUAUAUAAGUAAGUAGGACGAUUCUAAUGUUGUAUAAUUUUAUUGUAUGUAAAAUGUUCCUUUGAAAAUGUAUUUAAUGCGGUAAGAUUUCAGAUUCUAAAUGCUACGUUUUUGAUAUUAAAAUUGUCUAUGAUUCAUUCAGGCUGGGUCUACACAGAGUAGCUUAGAAGAAAGCUGGCAACCAUUUCGUUUUCUUUAUAAGAUUUUUUGAUUGUAUGUAUGAUAUUUGUAAUAAGGUUUAUUUGUAAAUAAUGUUUUCCUAUUUAUGCACUUUAUUUAAUGGUUAAGAUGUCAAAGAAUAAAACACGCAACUUAA